UCUGGAAUUUCCUCCUCCUCCAUAUUGCUGCUCUGACAGUAGUGCUAGUGCAGCACCUUAUACCGGUUCGGAGGAAAGCUCGUCAUUGACGAGGGACAAUGCGCUGUUUGAACUCGUUGAGUUGGACGCUCGUAUUGGUGGAGUUGAGGUACGCGCUGGUCUAGAGGAGGCAAAGGAUGUAAAGGACGCAGUAAUUAUGGAUGUGGACGAGGAUUCAGCAGGAGUCAGGGUAGAUGUUGGUGGUUUACGAGAAGCUGGCCAAAACGAAAGGGAUGAUGGGACUGUGUCUCGGUCACGACAACAACAACAGCAGUCAUGUUCUACGAACAAGACAAGAAUUCCACAAGCACCAGAACACGAAAAGCCGCAGAUUCCUACAUUUCCGCAGGUGCGCGCCGUGUACGUCCAGGCUUCGUUCUCGCAGUUUCUUGAGGAGCUCCAUCAAGGCGUCUGGGAAUUUACCCUGCCGCCGCGUGGGUUGCUUAUGACUGAACAACUGAUGAUUUGAUCAGAAGCUGCGUUGAGAAUGAGGAUAUUUCAAGUGAUAUGGCAUGGGUCUGAAUGUACAACGUAGCAUCAUUACAAUAACUGAAACCGCUUUUUUUAUCCUAGGACCACUAGAAGCCCUCUUUAACUUCAUUAAACAUAUCUUGUGUCCUCUAAUCCAUGCGGUUGGCUACAACCGGAAGAAGAUGUUGCUGCGGAUGAGAAUGCUUGGGUUGCGACUGCGCUCUCUCAGUCCCUAAAACGUGUUUUAUCCAGGAUCACCUUUCCAGAAUUGAUACGUGGAGCGAGGGAGUUUUACGAAGGGGAGAGUGCGCCGGUGACGAGGUACUGACGUGAAAAGUGUAGGCUUGCAAAAUUUUUGCUAUCACGACUAGAACCCAAACGAGAGUGAGCAUGAGAGACACGUCCGCUGUUCAUACCCCUUUCGACCUCAACCUUCUCUCCAAGGACUAAGAUCAGGUAGCAUUAGCUGGCUUUAGGAGCACUUCUCAACAGAUACAUCUUUAGGUUGAGUACUACAGAAUCGGUCUCUCAAUAGCAGUUUGAGUUCGCUUUAUGAAGUCUCGUUCUAGAUAGAGUCUUAUAACAUUAUAACAUUAUAGGUCCAGCGGCGCUCAAAGUACUAAAUAAAACAACCGGUUAGUUUUACCUCUAGAGACUUAGCCCUUCCAACAAUAUAACUACGAGGUAUUUUGGCGACCGUCGGCGCAGCCACGAAGUUUACUCUAUGAGUCGCGGUGGGUGGUCUUUGGGGAAGCCGAUGGAGAUCGAGUACAUCCUACGAGAAGUUGCGUUUGAUCUCGAGACGGUAGGCGCACCCCCUUGGGUUUUGGAUUUUGAGGAGAUUGAUGUAAAAACUGUUGGAGAACAAGAACAUUCGGCUCCACCUAUCCGAGAACAACAACUGUCAGAAGCUUCUUCUUCAACUUCUCUCACCCGUGUGGCUCUAGAAUGUUCAGAAGACGAGGAGCAUCUUAGAGAGAGAUUCCUCCAUACUAUAUGGAUGAUGUCUUUUCUCCCAUUUUUAACAGACCAUCGAGGCUGAGACUUGUCGGAUUGUAUUUUAUUGUCUUGUAUUGCAUUGUAUCUUAUUGUAUUUUAUUGUAUUGCAUUGCUCCGCUUCUUCUUGAAAGUGUGUAGGUUAGAGGGGGGCAUCGAUGGUCUGUCUCUAGAGUGGAGAAAAAACGCCAUUUUUCAUACCGUAUGGACGAGCAGGAGGGGGCCACUGAUCCUGAGGAGACGAUGGGCGUUGAUGGAAUACGAACAGUACAAGGAGGAAUCCCGCUAAGUAGUAGUGCAUGCAUCGACGUUCAAGACCGAACAACUUCUGGGGAAGAGCUUGCUCGUGCUCUUGGACCACUUGCCAGCAUUCGACCAAGAUCAGAGGGAUUGCCCCCACUUAGAGCCGUUUUUCAUCAUUUUUUAGAAGAUCCUGACAGAAAAUCUGCAAUACAAAUUCAAGAUCGAAGUCUUUCACAGGCAGCUACAAGAAAUACGAUUGAAGCGAAGACCACCACUAUGACUGGAGCUAAAACACGUACCUUUACUGGAGCUAAGACGAGAACAGUACUGGAACCGACUGCAAAAACGCGCGGUGAAAUACGCAUGAGAGCGCUGAGGAGGAUGACGGCAGAACAUCAAGAGCACAACAGUUUGUGGAAGACUCUCAUCCCCUUUGGUACAGAGUCGGAGGACAUAGUGGUACUGCGUCGACAGGGGUUCUCGGGUCCAUCGUCAGCGUUAGACGCUGAGCUUGAAGCACAGUUGUUGGCAAUACGUGCUCGCGAGACGGUGACUCGAGAAUCAGGUGCGGUUUUAGAAGGUCUGGAAGGAAGGUCUUCGAAGCCGAAGACGCAUGAUGAUGGUGAAACAGGACAGGCAAUAGAAGCAGCGGCUGCGGCGACGAAUGGAGUUAAGGCCAUGACUUGUGACUUAGACUUGCAUUUCGAGGACCCUACGUUGCAUGAGCCUAUUCACAAUAGAGGAUUUCAGAACGAAACCAUUAGAAUUACAAACGACGUCGACGGCCGAAGCUGAUUUGGGCUUUGAAAGCCUUCUUCUAACUCUCGAGGUGAAAACCAGACCGCGCAGGAACGAGCAGAAAACGAGCUGCUUCGUAGCUUGACGCCGAUGCAGGCUUCAGAGCAAUGGACGCGCAAUAGCGGGAGACGCGUUUUAGUCGCUGUACCACUGUUACCCGGAGGAUUUCCGUCUGAAAGUGGCUCUCAAAGUGUAGCGAAGGUGAGGACUCUAGAGUUAUGUAACGCGGCUGACGCUGGCCUAGAACCUACAGCGAUUCGGAUCGAGUUCGAUUGGGAUUACGAUGACGGCAAGUUGCAUUAAGGCUUCUUUUUGUAAGGGUCUUGGUUGAAAGUACGUCUAACUAAGUAAAUCUAAUCAUGCAUAGAUCAUCAUUAUGCUUCUGCGUACUUCCAGACUUAACCUUCGUGGCAGGGUUAUGCUCUGGCAGAGCUCCAUGUCGUGGAGGACCAGCUCUAAAAAACCGACCCUCAGCAUCGCAGAGGUCCACAGAGUCUUAGAGUUUCGCUCCUCCUCGUCUACAAAGCUGCUGCUACAAAAGAUGCUAAAGAUUCUACAGCAAGGAACGAGCAAGAAGAAGGAGAACAAGCAGAAGAUGUCUUCAACGGAAGGAAGAGCAGUACUAGUAGUCCUGCUCAAGCGGCUGCAUCGUCUUCGAGGAAGAGCAGUAUUAGUAGUCCUGCUCAUCAGGCAGCUGCUUUGUCUUCGAGAAGUGCCUUGAGCAAUAUACAGCAGCAGCAGCAGGAGAGGGACGAUGUUGAAAUGUCUUCGGCAGCUUGUGGCCUGUCUCCUGGUACGGCUAGUUCGGUAUGGGAUACGGCAUCCAGUAGCUGCCAUGCAGGGUUGACGCCAUCUAGUAGUCCUAAUGUGGGUGGCAAUAGCACAAGUAGUGGGGCUUCGUCCACAGGAGCUUCUUCAUCGCGCUUUUUGUCGUUUCCUCCUGCUGCGGGUGCAAACAACCGAGUAUCAAGUAGAUUGUCAAAUAGUAGAACCACUGGAGGAACAUCUUUUAGUGAUAGAAAAAAGGGACCGAUUUUGUGGAUGCUCUCUGUCGAGAACAAACGUGCGUCAGGAGCGUUAGUGUUGCGGCGAGCCCAAGGGGAUCAUCAUAUUAUUCUGGUCCAAUACAAGCGCCGGCUCACCGUAGACGGCACGACGCAGCAAGUGCAGCGCUGUGUGUUUGUAUAGGAGAUUAUUGAUUUUGGAUGGCGACAUUUUCAGGUCAUAAAGGAAGUCUUCAGAUACAUAACGUUUUUGAUCUUUUGUUAGCUGGUAGAUGGUGUAAUGGACAGUGGCGACCGCAAGCAAAGAAUAUCAGGGUUCUUCCUAUGAUCAUACUUGCAGAGUUACGAGAGCGUCUUGUCUACACACCUCGCGACCCGUUCUUUCUCUUCAUGCUGCAUAAUCAGGGACCACGACAGACAACUUCUUUACUCACAUAUCAUAUCCAUGUUUCUAGAAUUAGAAAUAAUGAAGCAAUGAAAUUCAUCAGCAAGGCUGAAACCAUACAUAUAUUAAUUUGAUAUCGACAUGACAAGUCAAUGAAAAUCUCCCAGGAAUAAAGCAGGAUAUUGAAGAGGUUUGCGAAGCUACGAACAUAGAAGAGAAAUUCAUGAUAUAGUUAUAGAGAUUACCUUUAGCUUUAGCAGCUCCUUCAUGAUAAUGGCCAAGUUGUAGCACGACCAACAAUUAGAGACAACUUUGAAUUUUUGUGUACUAGAUUGAUGGUAUAAUCUUGUCCUUUGUGACAGAGGAUUUUUCAUCAUGGAUGGUGUCAUAGAAUCAGUCAGUAAGUGCCAUUUAUAGAUGAAGACAUGCACUAUGUAGAACUGUGCAUCACAUGUGCAUCGAAAAAAAGCUGUUCCUGCACAAGAAAGUGUAAGAACGUGGAAAGAUGUUCUGGCUCGGUGAAAAUUUUCUACGGGGGAGAGACUCUUUCUCCGUGGUAGACGCUGACGCGGCA
Molecule: messenger RNA, 4510 nt
Organism: Amoebophrya sp. A25
Lineage: Eukaryota; Dinophyceae; Syndiniales; Amoebophryaceae
Source: the annotation of a GenBank genome assembly